Abrus precatorius (Indian licorice) is the source of this 1661-nucleotide messenger RNA. RefSeq names its product ankyrin repeat domain-containing protein EMB506, chloroplastic-like. The coding region runs from base 132 to 1127 and encodes 331 amino acids. Lineage: Eukaryota; Viridiplantae; Streptophyta; Magnoliopsida; Fabales; Fabaceae. The transcript is spliced from 8 exons. Gene Ontology annotation, cellular component: chloroplast outer membrane. The record is from RefSeq and is a predicted model, not a curated record. Gene Ontology annotation, biological process: protein targeting to chloroplast. Gene Ontology annotation, molecular function: protein binding; chloroplast targeting sequence receptor activity.
GCGUGUUAGUUUAGCGUGCUUGAAGUUGGAAGCAGCAAAUAAAAGAGAACGAGCAAGAGCGUAAACUCUCAAUUGGUUUGAGGUUUUGGUUUCGCUGACGAACUCAUUGAUUUCGUUUACAGGAAACAGUAAUGGAUUCUUGGGCUACAGUAUCUGUUCUUACUAAUCGAUUUAUUCCAUGUUCUGCCACAAUUACUGAAUUUUCCAUGGACCCCAAAUUGAGGGGCAGUUUCUAUAAGAUAUACAGAUAUACAAACAAAGGAAAAUUCAGUCUCUCUUUUGCUAGGGAUGAUUAUAAAGUUAGGAGUAAUUGUGCAAUUAAAUCAAUCCAAGAUGUAUCUUAUUUUCAAACCCAACCACCACAAGGAACUUGGGAAGAGCCAGAUACUGGGAGUGACAGUGAGUGUGAUGAUGAAGAAGAUGAGGAAUUUGAGGAUAUGAACCGAGGAUUUGAAAGUGAUCCAGAUGAGGAAGGGACACAAACUUCAGCUAUUACUGAUGUUAAUAUAACUUCAGUGGACAACUAUGAAGAACUUAUUAAGAAAGAGGUUGAGCAACUUUUGGAACCAGAAGAAAGAGCAAUACUGCAACAGAAUGUUACUCCUAACUUGGAAAAAAUAUCAACUGCAAAAUGGAGCCCACUGCACACUCUUGUGCUGUCAAUGCAGAUAAGUUGUGUGGAUAAGCUUCUUGAAAAUGGUGUUGAUAUUGAUUUGCCUGAUAAGGAAGGUCUCACUGCACUUCAUAAGGCAAUUAUAGGAAAAAAAGAAGCUGUGAUAAGCCAUCUUUUACGUAAAGGUGCAAGUCCUCAUGUUAAGGAUAAGGAUGGAGCUACUCCACUUCAUUACGCAGUUCAAGUUGGUGCCAAGAUAACUGUGAAAUUAUUGAUCAAGUAUAAGGCUGACAUCAAUGUUGCAGAUAAUGAAGGUUGGACCCCAUUGCACAUUGCCAUUCAAAGCAGAAAUAGGGAUAUAGCAAAAAUUUUGUUAGUCAAUGGUGCUGAUAAGACAAGAAUAAAUAAGGACGGAAAAACAGCUCUGGAUCUAGCCUUAUGUUAUGGGAAAGACUUCAAGUCUUAUGACCUUGCUAAGUUACUGAAGACGGUUCCAGCUACCUGUGAUCUAUGAUGUGCAAAAUGCAAUCGGCCAGAACCAGAUUGAAGUUUCAGUUUAUUGAUAUCUGCUGCUAAUUAGCAAUUAAAUCCUCCUGGCAUCAGCCAUCUUUGGAGAUCUUAGGCUGAUCUUUUACAAAAUGAUGAAAGUUUUGUAGGAACAAUUCAUCAUCUUCUACAUCAAUGAUUCCUUUGAUUAUUUCUGCAGCAUAGGUCUAAUUGACAACUUAGUCCUGUUAAAGCCACACACUUUGUGCAGAUUAUAAGUUUGAGAGUAUUGGUGAAGUGCUGACACAAAGUGCCUGGCAAAUUGCUGAGUUAUCCUAGAUGAACUGUUCAUGCUACUGUGAUCUUUCCAGAUGGAGAAUUGUUUCAAUAACGAAUUACCUAUGAGUGCUCAAAAUUUUAAAAAUUAAUUGUAACAAGUAGAUGUAGUUCAUAAAUUUUUGUUAUUGUAAGUGUUACAGUCGAAAGUUGUUUGUAAAAUUUGAAUGAUAGAUAUUGAUAUUUGAUUAUUGAUUUAUUUCGUUUGGAGUAAGUUUCUUUUUAU